ACAAAUAUUUUCUUUAUUCAAAAUAUUUCAGAAGAAUGGGUCAACUUAGUUCCAGAUUGCCUGGUGCAGAUAAAAAUGCUAGAAGAGAAGCUUUGAAAACAUUUAAAGAUGAUCUGUAUACUGGAGCUCAAGUUCAAACAUCUCUGCUAUGUACACAAUGUGCUGACACACUAGAUAUAAGUCUUGAAUUUCUUCCUUUAUCUGAUCUUCUCGCGCUCUCCUGUACAUGUAAAACUUUGUACAUAGCAGUAUUAGCGUACAUAAAGCAUAUCUGCAAUAAAUCUGGAUUAGAGGAGGCCUACAGCAAGUUCUUGGAUAAAAACAAAGAACUUCUUACCCUUGUUGAGCAAGGUGCAGGUGUUCUAGGGGAACUUCAAGGUCUAGAUAUGGGUAAGAGCGUUGAAGAAUUAACAUCCAGUGAGAGAAGACAACUUUGGUUCCUGGCAAAAUGGAAAGAGUUCUACUAUCUAGAGACAAGAAGAAUCAGUGUCACAAAUGAAAGGCAUUGCAAAAUUUUAAGAUGUUAUAACGAUCCAGUGCUGAAACCCUUUAUAUGGUGCAUCCAGCAAUCACAAAUACAAAUAGUUGUUGAUUUUCCUCACAAGGGGACUCAUUUUAUACCGAUACAACAGGAACAAACUUAUCUUCAGUCAACUCAACAGCUCAAAACUAAAGAAGGAUAAUGAUAACUUUUUAUUAAAAAUAUUAAAGACCUUCUUACUUUUAAAAGGCUUUAC
Eurytemora carolleeae is the source of this 737-nucleotide messenger RNA. RefSeq lists its product as uncharacterized. Bases 36 to 683 code for a protein of 215 amino acids. Gene Ontology annotation, molecular function: protein binding. Lineage: Eukaryota; Metazoa; Arthropoda; Copepoda; Calanoida; Temoridae. The record is from RefSeq and is a predicted model, not a curated record. The transcript has 8 exons.